ACUACUGAUCCUUUUCUCUUGUCUUAAUUUUCUUCAGGCACAGAAGACUCUGUAGAGGCAUCUUCUACGCCGAGAAGUAGUGAACUUGAAGACCAUCCUCCGACUCCUAUUGUUGCUGUGCCUGAACUAUCUUUGCAUGAACUGAUGGAGAACACUGACAAUUUUGGGUUAAGAUCAAUGGUUGGGGAAGGAUCACAUGCGAGAGUCUACUAUGCAGUUCUAAACGGCAAAGAAAUUGCAAUAAAAAAGCUUGACAUGCCACAGAAACAUGAGACCAAUUCUGGUUUCAUGUCACAGCUCGCAUUUGCAUCGAGAUUGAAGCACAGGAAUUUUGUACAGCUGUUGGGGUAUUAUGUGGAGGGAAAUCUGCGGCUGCUGGCUUAUGAGUUUGCCGCCAUGGGAUCUCUGCAAGACAUCUUGCACGGAAGGAGGGGUGCUCUGGGAACACAACAGAGGCCUUUUCUUGUGUGGGAACAGAGAGUGCGGAUUGCGAUUGAUGCAGCAAAGGGAUUGGAGUAUCUCCAUGAGAUGGUUCAGCCACCUGUUGUGCAUAGGAACAUCAGAUCCAGCAACAUCCUCAUAUUUGAUGACCGCAGAGCAAAGAUUGCAGACUUCGAUCUGCUAAACCAGGCUCCUGAUAUGGCUACACGCCUUCUCUCUUCGCGGGUUUUGGGAACCUUUGGCUAUCAUGCUCCUGAGUAAUAGCUCAAAAAUCUCUUUCGUUUUGAUUCUU
This is a messenger RNA of Musa acuminata AAA Group (dessert banana), 733 nucleotides long. RefSeq names its product PTI1-like tyrosine-protein kinase 2. Gene Ontology annotation, biological process: protein phosphorylation. Gene Ontology annotation, molecular function: protein kinase activity; ATP binding. Bases 145 to 702 code for a protein of 185 amino acids. NCBI's taxonomy places the organism in Eukaryota, Viridiplantae, Streptophyta, Magnoliopsida, Zingiberales, Musaceae. The record is from RefSeq and is a predicted model, not a curated record. The transcript has 3 exons.